Molecule: messenger RNA, 1976 nt
Organism: Chenopodium quinoa (quinoa)
Lineage: Eukaryota; Viridiplantae; Streptophyta; Magnoliopsida; Caryophyllales; Amaranthaceae
Product: protein FAR1-RELATED SEQUENCE 1-like
Exons: 6
Coding region: 1-1953 (650 amino acids)
Biological process (GO): regulation of DNA-templated transcription
Molecular function (GO): zinc ion binding
Source: RefSeq, a predicted model, not a curated record
AUGUAUUAUUAUUCACUUUCGAUUUUUGAAUUUACUACUUUGAUUGCAGCGGGUAUAAGAAACAUUUUUCCUUCAACUGUUCAUCAUCGUUUAUGUGUAUGGCAUCUUGAACAAAAUUCUAAGAAACACAUUGGAGCAUUGAGAGCUUUGGAAGGCUUUACAGAUUUGUUUGGAUAUCUUUUGAAGUAUUGUGAAACUCCUGCUGAAUUUGAAUAUUUCUGGAAAAGGAUGUGUGAUAAAUACAAAUGUGAAAAUGAUGAUUGGUUAUGUGAUUUGUAUAAAAUAAAGGAAAUGUGGUGUCCUGCUUAUUCUAAGAAGUAUUGGUCUGGUGGUAUAUUGUCUUCUCAACGUAGUGAAACUACUAAUAAGUCAGUUUCACAACGUCUUAAUAAGACUCAAGGUUUAUGUGAUUUUUAUCAUGUUUUUCUUGAUGUCAUUUCUGAGUGGAGAAGUAAGGAAGGUGCAAGAGAUUACAAUACUCUGAGGGGUAAUAGGCACCUAGCUUUUGCUAAUAUUGGUAUAUUAGAUCAUGCAAGAUCAUUGUACACUAUUCAAGCUUAUGUUCUUUUUGAAGAGGAGUUCAUUAGGGGGACAGCUUAUGAUCAUGUUGAUAAUGGUUUGCGUUUUCCAGAAUAUUCAUAUCUUCUUUGGAGGCCUGGGAAGGAUAUAAUUAAGCAUGAAGUUGUUUUUAAUAAGGAAACACAUGCAAUUUGUUGCACAUGCAUGUACUUUAGUGAGACUGGUUUACUUUGUUCUCAUUCUCUUCGAGUAUAUCAUUUGCAUUGUGUGCGUAAUAUUCCACAAGAGUAUAUAAUGAAACGAUGGACAAAGGCUUCCAUGUGUAGUCAUGGUAUUGAAGAACCUACUUUGAGGACAAAUGUUGUGGCUACUAGUGUUUGGAGGUCACAAACAAUCAGAAAGUUUGUUAAGUUGAUAACAAGUUGUCAGAAUUCUUUGAAUGCAAGGGCAGAGGUUGAGUGUUAUUUCAAUCUGUUAAAAGAAAAGGUUGAGAGUGUAUCAGGUGUAAUUGACUUUAGUGAACCUGUUAAAGAGGUUGAAAUUGUUGAUCUUGAGAUCAAGAAUCCUCCAAAAGCUAGGCCUAAAGGUGAGAGGAAUGUAAGGCCUAAGAGUACCUUGGAGAAGCAGUGUAACAAGGCAAAGGGUAAUUUCAAGAGGAAAAAGUCUCUGUACACUCCUUACAAAAGGGGUAUAGGGCAAGCAGUUGUACAGGAACUUGAUGAGAACGGUUGUGCUGUUACUUAUGCUAAUUCUAUUAGUGAUCCCAUUGAAUUGAUUGUUUUGAGCAAUAAACGGGCUCAGGUCGGCUUAAAAUCAGCUGUUGUAGAAGAAAUUCCUUCUAGUUCUAAGGAAUCAAAUCAUAGUAUUUCCAAUGAUUUUGAUCAGGCUACUGGUGAAAGCUCUCUUUCAUCUAUCAUAUCUAUUGAUGUUGAUAUUUCAUCUAUUGCUAAGGCGAAGGAUUUAAAUCUUGAAGGUGUUUCUGCUGUUCAACCUUGUUCUAAUUUUGGUGCAAAUAAAGGUGCUUCUGGUGUUAAAACUUACUCUCAAAUUAAUCCAAGAGUUCCAAUUCAUACUAGUGCGUCAACAAAAUCUCCUGUUGUUAUUCAACCUACUGUUCCCAGGAAUGUUCAAAAUCAAACUCAGAAUUGUUCAAACACCAAUCCAGAAAUGAUCAUAUCCAACUCCAGGAAUGUUCAAUCAACAAAUGUUCAAGUUAUUUCUCCUACGGUUCAAAUAAAUGAUCAAGGAUUUCCUGUUCAGAAUGUUCAAGUUACUCCUCCCACAGUUCAAAGAAAUGAUCAAGGUGCUCGUGUUCCAAUUCUUCAAUCAAGAAAUGUUCAAUUAGGUUCUAAAAAGAUUUCUUCUAAAUAUGAUAAGUUGUUAGCCUUUUUUGAUACAAGUGUAGCUAAACGUUUGGCUAAUAAAGAUAAAUAAUUAGUAUUCCAGAACUUUAUAAA